GCUCUAUUCUGAUCCAUCCAAAAAGUCGAAUUCGGCUCCUAAUCCUCAUUAAUACAGAAGAAAAGGUCGGGAAUUUCUGCGUGGUAGCACCAAGCUGGUUCACCCUCCAUUUCACAAUGGCGCAAGACACAACUUCUUCUCAUCCUUCUACCAAAAUGGUGGAGUACAAGGGUCUCGGCAAUGACAGGAGGAGAUGGAGAGUAUAGCUAUGCCCAAAAUUCAAAAUGGCAAGGACUAAUGGUCACCAGGGUCCUGCCCAAGUUAUUCGAAGAUAUAUAGUCCAUGAUUUUGACUGAUCGUGAUCAGGUUGUUAGAAUCGUAGAUUUGGGUUGCUCGUCCGGCCCGAACACCAUACGUAACGUGGAAGCAGUGAUCGAGCAGGUACGGGCGAGAUACAGGGAAGCAGAGGUGGAUACUAGUUCUGGCCCAGAGAUACAAGUCUACUUCCAGGACUUACCGAACAACGAUUUCAACACGCUGAUCAAAUACCAAUAUUCACAACCUCGAUCUGAUGAGGAGAAGAUCCAGAAAUAUAUGUCAGCAGCCGUUCCUGGUUCCUUCUAUGAUCGCCUCUUUCCCAAGUCCACCAUCAACAUUGCUCUCUCGACCUUCGCUCUUCACUGGCUCUCUGAGAUUCCGGCCGCAGUUCGAGAUAAGGCGUCUCCAGCUUACAACGGUGGUAACACUCAAAUAGAUCGAUCAAGCUUGGCUACGAAGGAAGCUUAUGCAGAGCAGGCAAAGAAAGAUCUCGACAGCUUCCUUGCCGCCAGGGCUCAUGAAAUUGGGCCCGGAGGAUUACUCUUCCUGGUGUUCCUGACACGCCCCGACGAACAAUCCGGAGCGAUUUUACUAGAAGAUGGUGAAGAGGAUGUUUGGGAUUCAAUGGUUCUUGAGGGUGUGGUCCCUGUAGAAUUGAGGGAUGACUUCAACACUCCAAUUUACUAUCGUGACAUGGACGAGAUAAAUACGCAGUUGGAAAGUUACGGCUCUGUCUUUGAAGUCCAAAAACGGGAUGUUCACAUGUUAUCCUUGAAAAACUUCUUGAGCUCAUUUCCGGAUCCUAGAGACGCGGCUCGAGUAGGAGUUAAUGCGCAUCGAGCAGUUUUUAUCGAAGCAAUGGACGCCUACAUUGGAGAGUCAGCGUCAAGGAUCUACUUCCAAAAGUGCGAAGAAGUCCUUGGAAAACUCUAUGCACGAAAGAGAGACAUUUGUGAACGAGACGGAUCUGACCCGGCACUCGCGCACCUCGCAGUCCUGAGUUUGCGUAGAAAAUAGAUGUUGCAUUGCUGAAAUAUUUGUUUUGUACAGCUCUACGCCGUCCGACACGUCUAUAGACUCUCUACGUCGCUCAAGUGGUAGAUGAAACCGUACCAGGACAGUUAUCUCUCGUGGAUUUUGCUAGGCGCCGUUCGGAGUGAAAUGACCUCAUCACCGGUCGAUGUGUAGAGAUAGUACCCAAUUGCGCACAAUCGCGGCUGUGCAGGGAUGAAAUAGUCCCGUGUAACACCGAACAUGUCCUGACUGAAUAUGCUAAAACCAUCAAAACAAUAUCCGCAAUUCGUCAAGCUGCACAACGACUUGACUUAUGUCUCCCAACUCCUUGGAUCGAAUAAUGGAUAGAAUAUCUCCAUACAAGUAUAGAACUUGUUGCAUUUUACUUCAAUCUUUUUAUACACAAGAAUUAUCUCAUGUACAUAAGGUAUUUAACCUAUGUGCAUAAGAUUGUCCC
Marchantia polymorpha subsp. ruderalis is the source of this 1729-nucleotide messenger RNA. Lineage: Eukaryota; Viridiplantae; Streptophyta; Marchantiopsida; Marchantiales; Marchantiaceae. The record is from the annotation of a GenBank genome assembly.